CAGUUAAUAUCCAGGUCCCCAGUAAACAUCUUUGUACCUUCUCUAUAAAACUGUUGUGCUACUGCAUGGGACCACGGAGCAAAGGCAGAAACAUCAGCUGCAAUUCCAGUGAAAUUAUCAGUCUAGCCAAGGACAUACUGUUGAACUCCAGCACAGAACAGUAGCUAGUCGCAGUGGCAGUGGCAGCAACUUGUCAGGAGCGUAAGUCUGCAAACAGCCAAGACAAAGUGAACAGAGAUCAACCAACUGAACAGAAAAUGACAGCUGCAGCAGCUCAGGAACUUGACGAGCGAUGUUUCCUGUCGGCGCAGUCCAUGCCUAGUCUGAAGGUAUCCGAACACUUCCAGGUGGUAAAGCUCCUGGGAGAGGGAUCCUACGGAAAGGUCAUGUUAGCUGUACACAGAAAGAGAGGAACCCCUAUGGCUCUGAAGUUCUUCCCUCGUCAGUCCACCUCGCUCACCUCUUUCCUGCGUGAAUACAACCUUUCCCUUUCUUACUGCACCCAUCCUUCUCUGACACGGGCCCUCGGCAUCUUCUUUUCCACACCGUCCUACUAUGUCUUUGCCCAGCAAGCUGGUCUAUACGGUGACCUCUACAGUGUGAUAGUGUCAGAGGUUGGGGUGGAUGAGGAGUGUGUCCAGAGGGUGAUGUCCCAGCUGAGCGGUGCAGUUACUCAUCUCCACUCCCUGGGCUUUGUCCACCGUGACAUCAAACCUGAGAAUAUCUUCCUGUGUGACAGUUCCUGUCGCUGGGUCAAACUGGGUGACUUUGGCCUCGCCCGGGCCAUCGGCUCCAGCGUUCGUGCUGUCUGGUACGAGUCGCCCUUCUGUACUCCGGAGGUGGAACCUGCCAAGGAGGCUGAGAAGGAGUGGGAGAGGAGGGAGUGCGAUGGGACUGAAGAAGAAAUGGAGGACAUUUGGAUAACAGUGGAGCCCUGUAUUGACAGCUGGGCCCUUGGUGUACUCGUCUACUGCCUUUUAACUGGCUGCUUCCCCUGGGAGGAGAGCACCCAUGAUGACCGUGGCUACCGUAGAUACAAGGAGUGGUUUGACCGUGAGGCUGAAAAUGAGGUGAGGACCAGCAGUGUUGAGUGGAUUGGUGAGGAGGAAACAGACAGUCACACAAUCAUGGAGGAGAACCAAAGGGACAACCCUCCUCCCUCACAGUUUGAGGGCCUCAGCCCACUAGUGAUGUGUCUUUUCAAGGAGCUGCUCCACCCGGAGCCCAAACACAGAGGAAGCCCCGAGGAGAUCCUGAGCUACCUGGGAGGGCCAUGGCUGAUGGAGACGGAGAGAGAGGAGAAGAGGAAGGCAGAGGAGGCAGAGAAGGAAGCUAGAAAAAUAAGAGAGGGAGGAGGAGGAGUAGCAGAGGAGCUGGUGAGGGAAGGAAGAGGAGAGAGAUAAGCUUUAUCUCUAUAAAAUUGUUUUAAGACAGUUUAAUGAAUGUACCAUUGCUACAAUGUAUUUUUGUGUAUAAUUACAAAUUUAAAUCUGAUAGAAGCAUAUACUCUUUAAAGUGCUAUAUUUUCAUAUUUUUUGUAUCCUUACUAAGGUUACCAUUGUUGUAUAUAUUCAAGUGUAUGUGUGUGUCUUAAUGAAGAGUUUAUAGAUAAUACA
This is a messenger RNA of Chelmon rostratus (copperband butterflyfish), 1616 nucleotides long. RefSeq names its product SH3 domain binding kinase family, member 3 (gene sbk3). Gene Ontology annotation, biological process: peptidyl-threonine phosphorylation; peptidyl-serine phosphorylation. The record is from RefSeq and is a predicted model, not a curated record. The transcript is spliced from 4 exons. Gene Ontology annotation, molecular function: ATP binding; protein serine/threonine kinase activity. Bases 258 to 1403 code for a protein of 381 amino acids. NCBI's taxonomy places the organism in Eukaryota, Metazoa, Chordata, Actinopteri, Chaetodontiformes, Chaetodontidae.